AUGUAUAUAAUAACAGCUGGAGUGGGAACCGAAGAAGUAGCCUUCCCUUUUAAUGAUAACUCACAUUCCCACUUCAGACUAAGUGGUCAGGGAUGCUCACCCCACGAUGGGACCUGCUGCUAUGCACAGCCGCUACUCGUCCCACCGAGUCCCGCACGCCGGGACCUUGCCACCCUCGGAGCUGUCCCUGACAAUGACAACCCCUCGGUCUAUGAAGUCUCGGAGAAUGUCAUUCAUCAUCGUUUGGAAGGUGGCAGGAGAGUUGCACAGUCCAAAGAACAUUACCAUUGGCUCAAACAACCCUCGGUUAGUGGCAAAGGCAGCUGUCCACUCAUCCCCUUCUUUGAUGCAGAUGUUGUUGAAUCCCCAUCUCAGAUCGAGGGCUGA
This is a messenger RNA of Cantharellus anzutake, 387 nucleotides long. RefSeq lists its product as uncharacterized. The record is from RefSeq and is a predicted model, not a curated record. NCBI's taxonomy places the organism in Eukaryota, Fungi, Basidiomycota, Agaricomycetes, Cantharellales, Hydnaceae. Bases 1 to 387 code for a protein of 128 amino acids. The transcript has a single exon.